This is a messenger RNA of Lactuca saligna, 1374 nucleotides long. Lineage: Eukaryota; Viridiplantae; Streptophyta; Magnoliopsida; Asterales; Asteraceae. The record is from the annotation of a GenBank genome assembly.
UCUUCUGUUGAAAAGAAAAAAAAUUUGAAAAAAAAAAGAGAUCUAGUUUCGAACUGGAUCGAAUUCAGCCGAUUGUGUAGCAAUACCUUUAUAAAAAUCUACAAAUUAUGUAAGGUUUUUGCCACUGAUCUUUUGAUCCUAGUUGAAAACCCAAAAAAAAAAAAAAAAAAAAAAAGAAAAUUAUAGUUAGUCAAUAGCAUAGAUAUUUAAGAGGGAAGAGACAUAUCGAAAAUGGACGGCGGCGAUGGACCAACGCCACCGGUAUCAGCACCGGCAACACCUGGAACGCCCGGGGCUCCGUUGUUCACAUCUCUUCGAGUGGACUCUUUGUCAUAUGAACGGAAGUCAAUGCCCCGUGGCAAGUGUAUGCCUCUUUGUGCACCAUCAUGCGGCGGCGGUGCAUCUAACACCUGCUUCACCGAUUUCCCGUCUCCGGACGUCUCUCUCACCCGAAAGUUGGGAGCAGAAUUUGUGGGAACAUUUAUCUUGAUAUUCGCAGCAACAGCAGGACCAAUAGUCAACGAGAAAUACGCAGGAUCGGAGACACUAAUCGGGAAUGCAGCAUGUGCAGGGCUGGCGGUGAUGAUAAUAAUUCUGUCCACCGGUCAUAUCUCCGGAGCCCAUCUAAACCCAUCUCUCACCAUCGCAUUUGCAGCACUCCGUCACUUUCCAUGGGCACAAGUCCCGGCGUACAUCUUAGCACAAGUCUCAGCCUCCAUAUGUGCUUCGUUUGCUCUCAAAGGCGUCUUCCAUCCCUUCAUGUCCGGUGGCGUCACCGUCCCUUCCAUCAGCACCGGCCAAGCUUUCGCCCUGGAGUUCCUCAUCACCUUUAAUCUCCUGUUUGUCGUCACAGCAGUCGCCACUGACACUCGCGCUGUGGGAGAACUGGCGGGGAUCGCAGUCGGAGCUACUGUUAUGCUCAACAUUCUUGUUGCUGGGCCUUCGAGUGGAGCUUCAAUGAAUCCGGUGAGGACACUAGGACCAGCGGUUGCAGCGGGGAACUACAAGGUGAUAUGGCUCUACUUACUGGCACCCACACUUGGUGCACUCGCCGGAGCUGGAGUCUACACGUUGGUCAAACUUCAGGCGGGUGAGGGUGAGGAACCACGUCCUGCCAGAAGCUUCCGUCGUUAGGUGGUGUUUCCUGUUAUUUGCAUAUGUGAUUAUGGUUUGUUUGUAAUAAAAUGGGACAUGGCUUCAUGUCCUUGGAACUGAUGUGUAUGUAUUAUGGUUUGUGGUUUGCUUUAUGUUUUUCCUGUGUGAUUAAUAUUAUUGUAAUAAAAAAUGCAUAAACAUGUAUUGUGUAUAAUGUAUGUUUGUAUUUGUAUGAAGUUGUGGUAUUGUGAUCUUUGUUUUGUGAUAAUAUGUUUGCCA